AUGGGGUGUCUGGGAGGACAGACGGAGGAGGAACGUCUGGAUGAAAAAGCCAAACGUGAAGCAAACAAGAAAAUAGAACGACAGCUUCAGAAGGAGAGACAGGCGUACAAGGCUACGCAUAGACUACUACUGCUGGGAGCUGGUGAAUCUGGGAAAAGCACAAUUGUCAAACAGAUGAGGAUUCUACACGUGGACGGCUUCAACGCAGAGGAGAAGCAGCAGAAGGUCCAGGACAUCCGCAAAAACGUGAAGGACGCGAUAGUGCCCAUCAUCUCAGCCAUGAGCUCUCUAGUCCCCCCUGUGGCUCUUGGGACCCCACAGAACCAGCACCGCGUCGACUACAUCAAAGGCAUCGCUCCUCUGUCUGACUUUGAGUACACAGAGGACUCGCCUGAAGUCAUGCACGCCUCUCUGUCGCAGGACUUCUUCGAGCAUACUCAGCGGCUGUGGGACGACGAGGGCGUGAAGGCGUGCUUCGAACGGGCCAACGAGUACCAGCUCAUCGACUACGUCACGGCAAUCAUCUUUGUGGCAGCGAGCAGCAGCUACAACAUGGUAAUCCGAGAAGACAACUCCACAAACAGAUUGAGAGAGAGUCUGGACCUGUUCAAGAGCAUCUGGACCAACAGGUUCUUGAAGACCAUCUCUGUGAUCUUGUUCCUGAACAAACAGGACGUUUUAGCCGACAAGAUUUUGGCAGGAAAAUCCAAACUGGAGGAUUACUUCCCCGAGUACGAGAACUAUACCGUCCCCCCAGACUCUGUCCCUGACGCAGACGAGGAUCCAAAAGUGACCAGAGCAAAGUUAUUCAUCAGAGACGAGUUUCUGCACAUCAGCACUGCCAGUGGAGAUGGGAAACACUACUGUUAUCCUCACUUCACUUGUGCCAUCGACACAGAGAACAUCCGCCGCGUCUUCAACGACUGUCGCGACAUCAUCCAGAGAAUGCACCUGCGGCAGUACGAGCUGCUCUGA
Messenger RNA from Knipowitschia caucasica, 975 nucleotides. Lineage: Eukaryota; Metazoa; Chordata; Actinopteri; Gobiiformes; Gobiidae. The record is from the annotation of a GenBank genome assembly.